AAGUUUUUUGUAAUUGAAAUUUCAGAAUUUUUACUUUUUAAGUGAUUCUUACGUAUUAUUUAUUACAAUUACAGUAUUCAUGUAUAAUUUUUUGCGUAUUUGUAAACAUUUAAAAAUAUUUAGAAUAGUAAUUUAUUCAUAACAUUAAUACUAAAAAUCGACUCUUUUAUUUCUAAUAUAGUAUAGUGUAUUUAAACUAACUGUUUCUUAACAAAGUCAAAACUAUGUUUGGAUGUAUUGAUCAACAGAAUGUUUAGUAAAAAAGUGCAGGCCGAUGUGAAAAAAUCGGCUCACAAAAUAUUAGACCCUAAAAAAGACACUGCAACCAGAUUUAAACACCUCAAAUUAUUAAUUGAUAAUUGUGAUGAAAAUGAAUGUAAACAUUUAUUUGAGAAUAACUAUAGUAGUAUCUACCAAAUAUUUUAUGAAAAUUUUUUAAAUAUUGAAAUCAAUUUAAAACAAAGAGUUACUAAAAUUUAUAAAGAUGAAUUAGAUACUAUACUUACAAUUUUGGAAAAAGUAUUAACGUUAUGUCCAGAAGUUGUAGCCCAAAGAUGGCAAUGCCACAGUAUUUGUAUGAUUAUUACAAAAUUAUUACAUCCCGAAAAUUCUUGGCGUUUAAGACGAGAAGGAAUCAAAUUUUUUGUUCUGUGGUAUCAAGCUUUGGGUUACAGUGCUCCAGAUUCUGUGCAUGCAAUGUUUGCAACUCUUGUCCCAAGUUUUCCCAGUCCCAUACCUGAGCAUCCAGGAUUGAUUACUCUUUGGUCAAGUCAGAUUAGUACUAAUAACUUCAUAGAUCAAAAGCAAUAUCCUAUAGGACCUCUAGAGAUAACUGUUUUAUAUGGGCCUCAAGCGGGGGAAAAGCAACCUGAUGAUCUAGUCAAAUAUUAUCUAGAAUCACUUCUUGAAUUCAUGGUUAAUCAGGUUCCCCGAAUAAUAUGGAAAGAUCAAAAAAACUAUCAGAGACGAUCUUUUAACUAUUUAUUUGAAAAAUUCAAGCAAUAUUAUUUACCUAUUAUAUUUCCAGAUUACUCAACAUCUACUGAUAUAUACAAUCCUACUAUAGAAAUUCCUGAUAGUUUAUUUCAAAGCAGAAGUGAUGCCUAUAGUAGCUGUCGAGUUUGUGUAAUUAAAUGGCUUGCUGGAUAUACUCAAGACAUAAAGCAAAAGAAUACUAACUAUCCAAAUAUAACUAUGAUUUCAAAACUCAUUGGGGAUAAAUCACAAUUGGAAGCAUUUGAGAUUGUUAGAGAUACAUUAUACAAAUCAAGAGAAAAUGUAAAUUUAAUCCAUGAAAUUUUUCGACAAGCAUUUUUGUUAAAUUUUACUUGGGCUAUGGCUAUUAGAAGAACUAUAGCUGUUUAUAAAGAAUGGAUCCAACUUAGUGUUUCUCAACAACCUCCAUUUAUGUUGGAACCAGAUAUGUCAUCUUCACAAAAUUCAGAUAACAAUAUUAUUCGAUAUGAACCAAAAAUUGGAGAUAUAAGAGCUGGAUUUCAGAAUGUUCUACAAUUAUUCAUGACUAAUGCUAUAUAUGUGUUUGUAACACAAAGUGGCUCUGAAUAUCCAGCUUUAUUAGAAGAACAAGUUGAUACUUGUAAAAGAGUGCUUAACAUAUAUAGAUAUAUGGUUAUGCAUACAUAUAUGUCUGUAAAAACAUGGGAACAAUUAUUAAAUGUAUUAUUGAGAAUAACAACUCUUGUUUUAAAUAAAAAACCACCAAGACGAAAAGAAGAUACACUCUCUGGAAAAUUAUCCCCUGCUAUAUUUCAGACUUUGAUUGUUACUUGGAUAAAAGCAAAUUUAAAUGUACCUAUUUCUGAAAACCUAUGGGAUCAGUUUUUAACUGUACUCUGUUCUCUUACUCAAUGGGAAGAACUCAUUAAGGAAUGGUCGAAAACAUUAGAAACUUUAACAAGAGUUUUAGCAAGACAUGUUUACAAUUUAGAUCUUGCUGAUUUGCCUUUAGAUCGUAUAAAUGAUAAAAAAUCUAGAAGAAAACUUGGAAGCAACAUGUGUAACUUAUCAUCUUCACAAAAUAGUGAACAACAAAAUACUAUAACAGAAGUUCAACUGAGUAAUUUUAAUAAGAAAAAAACAAUUGUGAAAAGAUCCAAUAGUGAUUCUGAAAUUUCAUAUUAUUCUUCAUACCAAAAGUAUAGUGAAACUGAAACAUUAUUUAACAUAACAGAAACUCCUACGGCUGAUGAUAGUAAACUAAACUGGAAAGAAGAAAAAGCAUCUAAAUGUUUAGCUAAUGUACGAAAAUGUCAUUCAUUGGAAAACUUAACACAACUAUUAAUUUUAAAUGGAAGAGAAUCUAAUUCCAGGUCACCCUCUCCUGUACCAUCAUCUGGAAUUGAUAAUAAUUUAUUUAAAGAAGCUCAUAUGCAAAUAGAAAUUAUGUCAACUCAACCAUCUUCCUCUGAAAAAGGAAUAAAUAAAAAAUCAGUCAUGUCUGGUGGGGAUAUACGAGGAUGGACACCAGAUGUUGCAGCAAUAUUAUGGCGUAGAAUGCUUGGUGCUCUUGGAGAUAUAAAUGCUUUAGAAAAUCCUGUUCUACAUGAACAAGUUUUUAAAUAUUUGUUAGAUCUUAACACCAUAAUGACAAAAAUUUAUGAAAAUCAAGGUAUGGUAAAAGAAGAAUGUUUUGCCUCGCUUGAUUUAGUUCCACCAAUUUCAAUUAUUGCACCUUGGUGUUUUCAGGCUCUUACAUUACCUAAAUCUUAUAGAAAUGGUAAACUACAUGCUUAUAAAUUAUUAUGUCAAAUGACUUUAAAUAAUAGAGAAAUACAACCAGGGCAAAAGUAUAUUACCCAGUUUUUGAAAGUAUUACAUUAUGGUUUAACAUCAAGUGAUCAAGUAGAAAUUGUUAACACUAUAUUAAAAAAUACAGGACCUCAAUAUUUUUCUUAUCAACUACCUGGUUUUACUUUGUUAACAUUAGAUUUUGUUCAUGCUUGUAAUGAAGUUUUAAGUGGAACAAAUAUAGCUACGGCUCCUCGAGCUGAAGCUGCAUCUAUAUUAGGGUCAAUAUUGAGUUAUCCAUUAAAUCUUACUAAAGUGCCUUAUCUUAAACCUGACUGUCAUCAGUUUAACAUUACAUACUGCCCAGAUAUCAAAGAUACUGUGAUUAUGGUAUUGUUAAAAGUAGCAAAAAGAGAACCAUUAGGAUUAGCCAGAUGCAUCACACUUUCUAACUUAGGCAUGUUUUUGUGUCAACAAUUGGGUAACAAUAGCAAACAUCCAUGUGUAAAAGAAGCUAUUAUUACCUUAUUACUUGCAUUACAAUUUAAAAAUGAAAAAGUAUCACAAGUAGCUUGUGACAUUGUUUUGCUAUUACAAGAUUACAUUCCAAAUUUGUUAAAAAAUUAUCCAGACAUACCUCCUAAAGUACUUGAAGUAUUAGCAGCAACUUUGACAAACAUGCUACCAAUUGGUGAUGGUAAUAAAAGACUUUUAACAUCACUAGUUUUUUGCUUGGCAGAAUGGACUAUGCAAAUGCCUAUUACAUUAUUACUUGAACCAAGAUCAAAACAAAGUUUAUCCAUGACUGUUUUUAUGGUUAUUGACGCUAUUAGUAGAAAUUUUAGUGAUAUGAAAAUUGAAAAUUUAAAGAAAGCUACACAGAUAAAUUUAGAUUAUUCUAAUGAGUUUAUAUUUGAUAUAGCAUUAGAUAAUUUGAAAACAGAAGAAGUGAAAAAUAAUAUGUUUGGUGAUCAUAAUGUUGCACCUACUCAUUUAAAUAGCAGCCGCCAUUCCCUUCAAAUUGCUUCUAAAAUGAUAAUGAACCAUUUAUUAAAUCAUUUGGGACAAUUUCCUAUGUUGAUUGGUCCUGCUCGAUUAUGUUCAAUGGUCUCUGAACAUGAUGAUGUAUUGAAUUCUACUACAGAUCAAUUAACUAUUGAUAUUUUUUCUGUACCUAGCAUACAAUUAUUCAUGUCUGUGACUAAUAUGCUAAUUACUUCCAUGAUUGAAUUACCUGCAUUGGAAGUACCAGGUGGUGGAAUUACUGCUGGAUUAAGAACUGGUCUUAGUCAAGUUCGGAUUAUUCAAAGGGACUUGAUUGGAAAAUCAUGUUGGGACAUUUCACCUUUAUAUUGUGGUCCUAAUUUUGACCCCGAGAAAUAUGAAAAUGAAAAAAAUGUUAACUCAACUUUACCUCAACAAUGUGUAGAUGGAGAAUCCAUAAUGGUGUAUUAUAAUACAAAUUUUAAAACUCCACAUACAAUGCGGCAUCGUGCUCCUGAUGUUUUACCAAUAUUUGAAAAUUCUGCUGAUGACCUUGAUAAUUUAGAUGAUUUAUUACAUUAUAUUGGAUAUACAAGUUCAGAGUGUUUAGAAGAUAUGGAAGUAUUUUUAAACAAUCCUGCACCUAAAUCGCCAAUGUCUUCUCAGUUAGAGCAAGAUGUGAUGAGUACAAUUUUAGGACAACAAAAUAUGGAUAGUAGUUAUACUGAAAGAUAUAAUUCUCUUCAUUACAACCGAUUUGAAAAACGACCUCAAUGUAAUAUGCAUGUUUCCCCAUUCCAAAAUGGAAGAGCACUGUUUUCUGAAUUGGGCUUUAGUAGCUGGGAUCAACGUCAUCAAGUUUAUCAACUAGAAAGAAAUGAAAAACUACUAAGGGAACUAAGAGUUCUGGAUGCUCAAUGUUGCAGAGAUACUCACAAAAUAGCAAUCAUUUAUGUGGCUGAAGGUCAAGAAGAUAAGAUAUCCAUCAUAUCUAAUGCUGGUGGGAGUCAAGCAUAUGAAGAUUUUAUUUCAGCAUUAGCUUGGGAGGUGGAACUUGAGACACAUAACGGUUUCUUGGGUGGUUUACAACGUAAUAAAAAUGCUGGAACUACAAUGCCAUAUUACUCAACAUCAUUCUUAGAAGUUGUUUUUCAUGUAGCUACUCGAAUGCCAACAACAUCAAAUCAAGAAGCAUAUAUUCAAAAGGCUAGGCAUUUGGGUAAUGAUGAGGUGCAUAUUGUUUGGUCAGAACAUUUUAAAGAUUAUAGACGUGGUAUAAUUCCUACUGAAUUUUGUGAUGUUUUAAUUGUGAUAUAUCCACUUCCAAAUAAAUUAUUUAGAAUACAAGUUUCUAGAAAACCAGAAGUACCUUACUUUGGUCCAUUAUAUAAUGAAGUAAUUGUUCAAAAAUCAAUACUUGCCAAUGUUGUUCGUUGUACUGCUAUUAAUGCUUCAUGUGCUAAGCGUAGUAUGAUACCAUUCUAUCAGCAAUAUUAUGAAGAAAGAUGGAGAUCUCUAGAUAUGGUUAUGAAAAAUUAUAAACAUUUAAGCACUUAUGAAGAAUUUAUUUCAAAUGUAUACUCGCCAUUACAAACAACUUCCCAGUUUCAACAGCCAUUUUCAUCUAGAAAUUCAAUUGACAAAUUUAAAUCCGAUGAUGGAUCAUCAUCAUCAUCCUCAUCAAAUUUAGCAUCUGCACUUAUAGAUUCCCACAGAAGUAGGAGUGUUAAAGGAAUUUCACUAGAUUGGUCCAUCAAGAAUGGAAUCAAUAUGGAUGUUAUAAUUUCUGCGGGGAUAUCACCAAGACCCCACAAGAAAUUAACUUCUUAUCAGAACCAUAUGUGAUAGGGAUAUUAAACUUGAUGAACUGGAAUUACAAAGUGCGCGACUCUAAAUAGAACAUGCUUUAUACCUAUAAUUGAAAAUGGCUAGAUUUUAAGUUCAAAACUUUAAAAAGGUUGAUGAUGCCACAACUUAAAAUAUUAUUUAUAGUUAAAAUUAUUAUAUCAUUUAAGAAUUAUUUGUUUAAAAAGGAUCAGGUAUAGAAUAAUAUGGUUACGGUUUGUAAUUUAACCGUGUUUAUACAGUACAAAACAAAUCAUAUUUUAAGAUGACUUAGUCUGUUAUAGUUAUUGCUAAUUUGUAAAAAAAAAAAAAAAGUAUUUUUUAUUGUAUUAAUCUUUAAUCCGUCCUAUGUACUUAAGUCAUUUUUAUUUGAAAACUUAGACUGACAUUUUAUUUACAUAUUUCGUCCUCCAUAUAUUGUUAACUUAUCCUAAAAUUUUUAAUUUUUUUUACAUUUGAAAUAAUUGUAAUCAUAUUUUUAAAAAUAAUUUCUAAUCAUUUUAUUUAUUUAUUUAUUUUUUUUUUUUGUAGCAUUAUUUAACAUUUUUAUUACUAAUAUUGACUAUUACCAAAAUAAAUAUACAAUAUGCAAUACUACAUUAUGUAGUACUAAAAAGUACUUGUUUAAGUGUGUUACUUUUUUUUUCUCUUACAAUUUUGUGUAAAGUAGAUUAUAAUUUUAUUAUUUGAAAUGUAGUACUUAUAAAAAUAUUGUUGUAGGUACAUAACUUAGAAUUUUUUCUAUUUUUAGUAAUAUUUUUGCAAUUUUUCUUAUAUAAACUAUAUAAUAUAUUAAAUAUUUUUUUACGUGAUUUUUUUUUUCUUCAUAUUUAGUUCUAACAUAAUUAAUUAAGUACUAAUUUAUUAAUUAUUAUGAAUUUUUUAUUGCUUGCCUGAAAUAAUUUUAAAGUAUUUAUUUCGUGCGAU
Messenger RNA from Daktulosphaira vitifoliae (grape phylloxera), 6504 nucleotides. Its product is annotated as ral GTPase-activating protein subunit alpha-1. The transcript is spliced from 38 exons. Gene Ontology annotation, cellular component: nucleus; cytoplasm. NCBI's taxonomy places the organism in Eukaryota, Metazoa, Arthropoda, Insecta, Hemiptera, Phylloxeridae. The coding region runs from base 250 to 5577 and encodes 1775 amino acids. The record is from RefSeq and is a predicted model, not a curated record. Gene Ontology annotation, biological process: regulation of small GTPase mediated signal transduction; positive regulation of GTPase activity. Gene Ontology annotation, molecular function: GTPase activator activity.